AUGGGCGACGGCAGCAUGGUCUACGAAUCGGAAACCAUCAACGGGCGGGUUGUUAACUACCGCGACGCCGGACCGCCUACGUUCCAGUGGGACGAGGUUCGACCAGAAGCCGGGCACGGCUGGGCUGGUCACGCCAUUUACGCCGCUUACAACGACGAGAUUAAGGAACAGGAAGAAGUGCCGGACGACAACGAGUGGUCCAGGUCCCUCAGAGAGGUCGAGUCGCACUAUGUUUUGUACGAACAAUGGCAUAACCAGAACCCUCCGCCCGAGUCACACGAUGAGAACCGACAGGAUCUGCGGGCUGCUGCAGGCGGCGAGGCGACUCGUUAG
Colletotrichum graminicola M1.001 is the source of this 333-nucleotide messenger RNA. RefSeq lists its product as uncharacterized. Lineage: Eukaryota; Fungi; Ascomycota; Sordariomycetes; Glomerellales; Glomerellaceae. The record is from RefSeq and is a predicted model, not a curated record. The transcript has a single exon. Bases 1 to 333 code for a protein of 110 amino acids.